Messenger RNA from Drosophila innubila, 1539 nucleotides. It is a transcript of the gene unc-4, whose product is annotated as homeobox protein unc-4. The transcript is spliced from 4 exons. The record is from RefSeq and is a predicted model, not a curated record. Bases 16 to 1218 code for a protein of 400 amino acids. Lineage: Eukaryota; Metazoa; Arthropoda; Insecta; Diptera; Drosophilidae. Gene Ontology annotation, molecular function: DNA-binding transcription factor activity, RNA polymerase II-specific; sequence-specific double-stranded DNA binding. Gene Ontology annotation, biological process: regulation of DNA-templated transcription.
GCGGCGGCCACACAAAUGGCAGCGGUAAAUGCCAGCAAUGCCUUUGCAAAUCUCACCGGUCUCAGCGCUGCGGCCCUACGCAAUGUGAGUGCCGCCCAGACAACGGCCGUGGCCGCUGUGGCAAGCACUGUGGCAACCAUACAGCAUCGCCUCAUGAUCGGCAAUCGACAGAGCUUGCCGCCGGCGGGACCACCGAGCGAGGGAUCCAACGAGGAUGGCGGAUUUCCUGGAGAUGGCGAUGACGACAGCAGUGCUGCAAAGCGUCGUAGGUCGCGAACAAACUUCAAUUCGUGGCAGCUGGAGGAACUGGAACGAGCAUUCUCGGCCAGCCAUUAUCCGGAUAUAUUCAUGCGUGAGGCGUUGGCCAUGCGACUGGAUCUGAAGGAGUCGCGAGUUGCGGUAUGGUUCCAGAAUCGACGUGCCAAGGUGCGUAAGCGUGAGCACACCAAAAAGGGUCCCGGUCGACCGGCCCACAAUGCCCAGCCGCAGACGUGCAGCGGCGAACCGAUUCCUCCCAACGAGCUCAAGGCCAAGGAGCGAGCGAGAAGGCGCAAGAAGUUGGCCAAGGCGAUCGACAGGCAGGCGCGUAAGUUGCAGGCCAAGGGAAUCACCGUUGACCUGGAGGCGCUGAAGGCCGAAUACAUAUCACAGCAUAAGGCGAACGGCACGUUCUCCGACUCCGAUCUGGAGGAUGAUGGCAUACAGAUCGAUGUGGUUGGCGGCACCGACAGCGACGAUGAGCUGGACAGCGAUGCGGUGAGUCCCGCCCGCUUGGGUGGCGGACAUCUUGGGAUGUCCCACUGUGGCGGACUCGAUGGCGAUGGCGAUAGUUCGCGGGGUGGCAGCUAUAUUGGAGGCGGCGGCAGCUUGGGCAGUCCCAGUUCGGUGGCGCCUCCAUCAACGCUGCACACGAGCAGCAAUGGAGCUGGUGGUGGCAGCGGUGCUGGCUAUAUGCACUCGGAGCAAUCCGAUGCCGGUGAGACGGAUGAACGCGAUUCAAAUGCACGCGACUCGGGCUCCCCCAAAUCGUUGCUCUUCCCCGCCAAGGCCUUCCAUCAACUCAACCUGCAGAACUCACAGCAUCACAGCGCAGUCGCUGCGACGGCAACGGCGGCUGCGGUCGCUGCAGCAGCGAAUCUUGUCCACCAAACGUCGCCCAUCAGCAUGCGGCGCAGCAAUCCGUUCAGCAUCGAGUCGCUGCUCUUCAACAACACGUGAGGCAGUCCAACUCCAGAUUUAGUUCCAGUUCCAGUUCGAGUUCCAGUUGCGAUUCCAGGUGCAUAUCGACUUGGCCUGGUGCUCGGCUCCAUUUACCAAGCCGUCUAGCUCUUUCGGAGUUGGCAACGCGGUCGGGUUUGUCUUUUAUUAAUUUCCUUGUCAUUCAAAGUAUGAGUUCCUAAAUGUUUUUGCUCAUUUCACGUUUUUUUGUUCUUUCUUCUCGGGUACUUAUCUCUUAAUAUAAUUAAAUCUAUUGUAAAAAUUAGUUUAUUUCCUUUCGUUUCUUUGUUUCGGCUUUAUCUUUAUCGUUUAUUCUGCUCU